This is a messenger RNA of Pteropus alecto (black flying fox), 1104 nucleotides long. RefSeq names its product immediate early response 5 (gene IER5). Lineage: Eukaryota; Metazoa; Chordata; Mammalia; Chiroptera; Pteropodidae. The coding region runs from base 213 to 923 and encodes 236 amino acids. The transcript has 2 exons. The record is from RefSeq and is a predicted model, not a curated record.
GGCAGGGUUUCCCUCAGUUAGCGACCGGACGUGAGACGUGAUAGUUGUUAGGAGAGGAGGAGUCGGGGGUCAGUGAGCGCGCCACGAGAAUCGUUUCUCUUCGGAGUCUUGGGGCGGACUUGUUGACGUCUCCGAUUCCUCUCCCGGCUCUGGACGCCAGCCGGGGCUCAGACCUCACUUCUGCGCCAGCCUGCGAAGGGGCGGCGGGCAGGAUGGAGUUCAAGCUGGAGGCGCACCGCAUCGUCAGCAUCUCGCUGGGCAAGAUCUACAACUCACGGGUCCAGCGCGGCGGCAUCAAGCUGCACAAGAACCUGCUGGUCUCUCUGGUGCUGCGCAGCGCCCGCCAGGUCUACCUGAGUGACCCAUGCCCUGGCCUCUAUCUGGCCAGUCCCUCGGGACCCCCGGCGGCACUGCCACAGCUGCCCGGGGAGCCCGUGGCCGGGCCCCCAGUGGGCUGGUGCGGCUGCCUCCCAGGAGGGGAGGACAAGCCGGGGGCGCUGGGCGCCUCCCCCCGCGGUGGCGGCUGCUGCGCCAAGGACGAGCGCCCCGCGCCGCUUUCCGUGUGCCCCAGGAAGCGAGGCGCAGCCGGGGUGAGUGGCGGCCCCGCAGGCUGCGCGGCGCCGGACACGACCCCGCUGAAGAAGCCCCGCCGGGACUUGGAGGAGCUGCCCGGCGGCGUGGCGGCGGCGGCGGCGGCGGCGGAGGAGGAGGAGGAGGAGAUGGAGACCGGGAACGUGGCGAACCUCAUUAGUAUCUUCGGUUCCAGCUUCUCGGGACUCUUACGGAAAAGCCCCGGAGGCGGCCGGGAGGAAGCCGAGGAAGAGGAGAGUGGUCCGGAAGCCGCCGAGCCCGGGCAGAUCUGCUGCGAUAAGCGGGUGCUGAGAGACAUGAACCCUUGGAGCACAGCCAUCGUGGCCUUCUGAGCCCUCGGUCCCCGUGCGGGCAGGAGGUUGAGCAGCUGGCGUACCGGCGUGAGGGCUGGGCCUUUCCCGGCUGCGAGGACGUCCCGGAGACCUUACGCGCUGAGCGCCUUGGGGAGACUGUGGGUGCUGCCGGGCAGUACGGACUGCCCUUGGCCUUGGCCGCGCUGCUGUGCCGGCCUUU